Molecule: messenger RNA, 2202 nt
Organism: Mus pahari (shrew mouse)
Lineage: Eukaryota; Metazoa; Chordata; Mammalia; Rodentia; Muridae
Gene: Islr
Product: immunoglobulin superfamily containing leucine rich repeat
Exons: 2
Coding region: 266-1552 (428 amino acids)
Molecular function (GO): protein binding
Source: RefSeq, a predicted model, not a curated record
UCUAGUGUCAGCUAUGAAGCAGAGUCCCUGUUGCUGAAACUCAGUUUCAUUUUGUUGAAAGGAGUCUAGCAGCACAGAGCCUUCCCCACAGCCCUGCUUAGAGCAGUCUGGUGCACCCCGUUGAGCCUGGUGUGCAAACCAGCCAGACCCCUCCUCCAGCAGCCCUGGUCCUGUGGACUUGCAAGCAAUCUAGUCCUUAGAUGCUUUGGUUCCAUCUUAAAAGCUGUUCAGCUUGACUUCAGAAGAACAGUUUGGAGGACGUACCAUGCGGGCACUGUGCCUGCUCUGUUGGGCUGUUCUCCUGAACCUGGUGCGAGCUUGUCCAGAGCCCUGUGACUGUGGGGAGAAGUAUGGCUUCCAGAUUGCUGACUGUGCCUAUCGUGACCUAGAGGGUGUGCCACCGGGCUUCCCAGCCAAUGUGACCACACUGAGCCUGUCAGCCAACAGGCUGCCAGGCCUGCUGGAGGGAGCCUUCAGGGAAGUGCCCCUAUUACAGUCGCUGUGGCUGGCACACAAUGAGAUUCGCUCGGUGGCUGUUGGUGCUCUGGCCCCUCUGAGCCAUCUCAAGAGUCUGGACCUCAGCCACAACCUCAUCUCUGAGUUUGCCUGGAGCGACCUGCACAAUCUCAGCGCUCUGCAGCUGCUCAAGAUGGACAGCAAUGAGUUAGCCUUCAUCCCCCGGGAUGCCUUCCGCAGCCUCCGCGCCCUGCGUUCCCUGCAGCUCAACCACAACCGCCUGCACGCGUUGGCCGAGGGCACCUUCACGCCACUCACCGCGCUGUCCCACUUGCAGAUCAAUGACAACCCUUUCGACUGCACCUGUGGCAUCGUGUGGUUCAAGACAUGGGCCCUGGCCUCAGCGGUGUCUAUUCCAGAACAGGACAACAUUGCCUGUACUUCCCCCCACGUGCUAAAGGGUACCCCACUAAGCCGCCUGCCACCCCUGCCCUGCUCAGCCCCCUCAGUGCAACUAAGCUACCAGCCCAGCCAAGAUGGAGCAGAGCUACGGCCUGGCUUCGUGCUGGCACUCCACUGUGAUGUGGAUGGACAGCCAGCCCCCCAGCUUCAUUGGCACAUUCACACCCCAGGCGGCACGGUGGAGAUCGCCAGUCCUAAUGUAGGCACUGAUGGACGUGCCCUGCCUGGUGCCCUUGCAACCAGAGCGCAGCCACGCUUCCAGGCCUUUGCCAAUGGCAGCCUGCUUAUCCCUGACUUUGGCAAGCUGGAGGAGGGCACCUAUAGCUGCCUGGCCACCAAUGAGCUAGGCAGUGCCGAAAGCUCUGUAAAUGUGGCAUUGGCCACCCCAGGUGAGGGGGGAGAGGAUGCCGUGGGGCGCAAGUUCCAUGGCAAAGCAGUGGAGGGCAAGGGCUGCUAUACGGUUGACAAUGAGGUACAGCCAUCCGGACCAGAAGACAACGUGGUUAUCAUUUACCUCAGCCGUGCUGGGCCCCCAGAGGCUGCAAUAGCUGCAGAAGGGAGGCCUGCGCAGCAGUUCUCCGGCAUACUCCUGCUAGGCCAAAGCCUGCUUGUUCUCUCUUUUUUCUACUUCUAACUACACCCUGCCCUGGUUGGCUAGAGCAGCUUCAGGGCCUUCCUAACUCCCCCUGAUCACGUUCUUGCCAAUGUUCCUUCUUAGCACCACGAGGUCUGGAAUUGGUGAGACCUGAGGUUAGCCUGGGGACUUCACAUUUUCCUAUCACCUUUUCUAAGCUCUUCCAGGCCGCUCAUUACUCCAACUUGCAGAUCUGCUCAGAACUAGCAGCUAGGAUAGAGCUAUAUCCCAAAACUCAUCAUCUCUAGUGCUAGUUGCGGCUAACAGCAUUGUCUGUGCUCCUAGCAGGGACAGCCUGCUAACAGGGCAACAACGAUGCUUUAACCUGACCCACUUUGAGAGUUCUAGGCGUGGAGGUAAGGAGCUUGUGGAGGCCAUCCAGGUGGGCACUGGGGCUGGGCUAGAAGGGGGUCUGGAGUGGACAGUACAGGAUCUGGAAAGGAGGUACCACAGGCCAUGGCUGGGGAGGCUAAAAGCUUUCCUGUCCUCACAAUGCGAUCUGAUGAGAUGUGGAAAUCGUCCCUCACUGGGCCUUUCUCUCCUCUCACCCCAAGCCGCACAGCUUGUGCCUGCCUCUUGAUACCUGCUCCCCCUCCUCCUCCGAAGAGGCUAGCCAGUCUGGGUAGCAGAAAAAUAAAAUAAAAUAAAAA